AUGGCGGACUGCGCUCCACUAUUAGAUGAGGAACUCUCGUCCUUUGUCUUCAAUUACCUGACAGAAAACUCCGGUAGCCAGUAUGGGGAGGAGGAGGUGUGUUCGGACCGAUUGGACACUGACUUUCCGGACAUCGACCUCUCCCAGCUGGACACCAGUGACUUCGACAGCGUUAACUGUCUCAGCGAGCUACAGUGGUGCAACGAUCAGCCAGCAGACGCUUCGCCCGCCUCCAUCCACUACAGUACGGCAGAUGAGCUCUUUGAGAUAGAAGAGGAGAACGCGGCUCUGCUGGCCGCUCUGACCGACAGUUUGGAUGGCAUGGUGGAUGCAGAAGUGGGCGGGCUCUCCGUCUUCCCCGCCCUGGGGGAGGAACCUGACCAGGAAGAAGAAGAAGAGGACAAUCUUCCUCUGAAGGCUGAGGAAUUCAGCCAGUCCCUUGGGGCCGAGACCGAGGACCCAUCUCUACUGAUGAAGCUGCUGCUGACUCCUCCAAACGUACCCACGGGCAUUGACGCACACAAAGAUCGAGUCCAUGGCCAUCGUUAUAUUAACAGAACACCGCACCUACGGCCGGUCAGACCUCUGGUCAAGAGCGACCUUCCUCAGGAGCGUAAGCCUCGAGCUGUACGUCCAGCAGGUCGCCUGUGCACUGAGCUCCACCGCCACCUUACAACCGCCCAGGACUCCGAGGAUGCCCCGGCCCCAGACACAGAGGAGGACGAAGAAGAAGAAGAGGACGAGGACAGUGAGUCCGAGGAGGAUGAAGAGGAAGAAGGAGAGGAGGAAGAGGAGGAGUCUUCCAGCAGUGAGGUAGAGGGCGCCGCAGUUGCACCGACUGCCCCCGUUGAGCCAGCAAAGCCUCAGUUCAGCUCAGAGAAAGAACUGCACUCAGUGGUGGAGCUGAUCACGUACAUGCACACCUACUGCCUGCCCACACGCAAGCAGCAGGGCUGGGAGCGCAAGGACCGAGACCUCCAGAGGCCUCGGGCCAAACCUGAAGCCUCCCGUCAGGCCGCCACAAACUCUCACAGCAGAGUUGUCUUGGUGGCUACUCCUGGGACUAGUGGGGGCGUGACUGGGACAGGUAACGGUGCCCCAAGGAGGCUCCCGUUUGCGAGGCGAAGGGAGAUGAAAGCCGACUCCCUUCUCCGUGAGCUCCUGCAGCAGAGCAGCUCUUAUGAUGUGAGCAAGCCUUACAGACUGCACAGCCCUCCUUACACCCACUCACACAGCCCCAACAGAGGAGGAGCAUCUGCCCCUUCUGUUCCGGCUAAAUCAGCUCCUACCCUCUCCCCCAGCUCCACCACGCCCAAACUGGAGCUUCGUAAAGACUCUUCCUCCCCUGAGAGGAGAAACUCUUCCCCAGAGACUCCUCAAAUCCCAGAGGAGUCAGCAGAGGACAGCGGCUCCUUCUCGGUUCGUCGAUCUCGACGUCUGGCCUCCUUCCCGAGCCGCUUCGCCAAGAGGCUGCGGCCUGGACGUGCAAGGGAAGGAGAGGGGAAGAGCAGAGAGGAGAAAGAAGAGGGACGAGCGGGAGUCAAACUUCUGCCUACCCAAGCUGGAGGAGUUACCACGAUGGAGUCGGAUCACCUAAUGUCAGGUGACAGCAGCACCAGUACGAUGGAGAUGGAUAAACCAUGCUGCCACAAUGAAAAGCGAGCUUGCCUCUGUCUGCCUCUCAACCCAAAGUCCACAGGAGAGUCGCAGUACAGCACCAAGCCUUUUGAGCAGACGCUCAGUGUGGAUCUGUGUGGGACGGCAGGUCUCACCCCUCCCACCACCCCACCUCACAAACCUGUGGAGGAUGAGCUCUUCAAACCAGCAGAGGGAGGAAAAGGUGGAGAGGGAGCGGGCGGAGGCAGCAGUGGGGAUGGUGGAGGAGGAUGCAGCGAGUCUGUUCACCAAACCACAAACACCAACACCAACGUUCCCACAAAAGGCUCGUCCUGGCUGAGCCGUACCCACCAUCAGCGGAAGCUUCCAGAGCAGACGGAGCUAUACGCCCAACUCCGACGCAUGGGCCAGGCGGGUGACAGCGACACCCAUCGCACUUUUGGCGACCACGACUACUGUGCGCUGAGCCUCGGGGAGAGCCGCAAGCGGAGCGCUGCUAUGCUUGGUGCCAUGUUGCAGGCACAAGGAAGCAGCGAUGCAGUCAGUAACCCAGCACCCAAAAUAGUCGAUGAUCAGGUUUUGGAUGAAAAGGGUGCAGAGGGCGAAGAACGGCUUGUGGUAUCAGAAGUCGAAGAACCGCUUGAGAAGCAGACAAUGACAGUAGUGAUAUCAUCAUCGCCACCAUCAGACUGCCAGCCCGAUGCUGCCACGCCUCCGGCCUCGGAGGAGGAGGCAGAGCGCUCGUCUGCUUCCCGCUCACCUUCGCCCAUCCUCCACCUGUGUCCCGACUCGCCAGCCAGCAAGACGGACUCCAGUGAGAACUCGGAGAUCUGUCCUGACGACAAGCAGAGGAACAAAGCCAAGUCUGACGAGGACAACUGCCAGGUGUUUUACAUCCACAACCUGCCAAGCAGCGUGACCCAGAACAUGCUGAGGAAACGCUUCCAGGUCUUCGGCAAACCGGAGGACUGCAAAGUCAUCAUCUGCAACGAGGAGCGCUGCGGGGUGAUAAAGAUUCGUCAACAAGGGGUCCAAAGACACCGGAGAGAGCGGGAAACUGUUUUCCAGAAUGGACCUGCAGGCCUAAGGAGGCUGACAAGAAAACGCUACAUAGAUCUGGAUGAGGCAGGUCCUGGCCCUGUGAAGAGCAAGUAUGACGCACUGGACUUUGACACUCUGCUGAAGGAGGCCCAGAAGUCCCUGCACCGCUGACGGCACAGUGCCCCCGACUGGCCAGCCUUAGUAAACUGCAGCAUCACCCCUCUGACUACACGGCUCUGCUCUCCGACAAGCCUCUCAGUACCUCCAUGCAAGGCAACCUCGCAAAAUGUUUACAUUUUUACCAUUGGAAUAACGAUAAGAACCUUGUUUUUUUAAGUUUCUUUCACCGGAGGAUACUGCUUAAAAAACGAGGAAGCCACUGAGCAUUCGGAGGAGUUACGAGACGUUGGAGGAAAUGGGACUUUAAACUGUAAUGGUACAAACAAUGAUGCUACUGUUCUCUGCUGAACAACAAUAACAAAGUUGUAUGUGUUGGUGACAUCACUGCCCGCCUUGGGAGAGCGGGCGUGAGAGACAUCUGUAGCAAAUCCUUGCUAUUCCUGCGUUGCGUUGGUCGUCGUGGUGUGCGUUUCUGCGUGUGCGUGUUCUUUGUUCUGUUUGUUUUGUAAAAAAGAAAAAGAAAAACCUCCCUCUUUCCGGUUACGGGUGGUGAACCUGCAAGCUGUGUUCACCAUGAAGUCGUGUGGUUGUAUAACCAGAAAAAAAAAAACCCUGCUUUGUUUUAGCGAAAAAUUGUGGAUGUUAAAAAUUUUAAAAUCUAUUGUGUGUGUGUUAUGGACAAAGAAUAUAUAUAUAAAAAAACAUUUAACGUAAUCAUUUGAUGACUGAUAAAGUUUACAAAUCUAAAAUGAAGAAGAAAAAAAUCAUGUUUUUUUCUUUUUUGUAAUUGUAGUGCUUCCUUGAUUUGAUCUAUGCACUGUAAGGAGGUAAAUGUCUCCGCUGUCCUCCACUUCCCCCCCUUUGAAUCUGUUCUCUAACUCUGCCAUGCUGAAUAUUUUGGCUUCUGCUACUGGCUGCUGCAGGCUCUGUUGGGUAGGUGUUCAGUACAUUAAGACCCCAGCUAGGCACUGGAAAAAUCACCUGGAAAUCAACCAAAAUGAGAAAUAAUUACCACUUAUUGCAAGAGAACUCCAUGUACUGGUUAGGUUUUUAUUUUUUGGUCAACUUGCCUAUCAAGUUGUUAAAACAAUUAUCCAAUCAGUGCAUAUUACAUUGGUUUAAUGGCGAUGGAUUCUAAUGUUGUCUAAACUUGGUUGAAUCAGUUGAACCAACUCCUUUGAGCUGAAACAAUGGCUAUAGCAGGAAUUUGGCAAGUGUGGUAAAUGUGUUAUGAAAUCCAACUAAUGUCAUAACCAAACCAACACCGCAGUUCUGCCACUUUGAAAUUUCUUUGGCAAAGUAAGACUGGCCACACACUAGACGAUUUUAGACCUGAUUUUGGGCUCAAUUUUCCCAAAUUUGGAAUCAUAAAUAAAGAUUCCACAUCAGAAAGCCUCCGAUGCAACAUCCACAACAACCAUUUGGAGUCUAUGGACCGGGAGGCAACACCAAGUGGAUGUUGCAUACAUUUCCAGCUAACAAACAGGGCAGGGACAUAUACACAACUGCACCCUGAGCCAAGUGGAAUACUGACAAAGACAACCAAGUUGCAGAAUUAAGGCUACAACACAAGUGCUGAGCCAGUUGACGACACUGAUUGUCCUCCAUAUUUGUUAAUAUUUUGGAGUUUCUGUAGGAUCCCAUGUCUGUAGUAUUUUCUCUGUAAAUUGUUACUACAAACAGCAGGUGCAUGCAUACUUUUAAGUCGACACUAGAAUUACUAGGUAGCAAAAGCAAUUAUACUUUUCACCAGUUCAGGCCCACAAUAUAAACCAUAAUACGGCCAUUUGCCAGUAGUAGCUGCUGUAGCUUCUGUAAAUGGCUAAAAACAUGCAGCCAUAGUGCUCUUUAACGUGGUUAACAACAUUGACCCGAUACUAACUUGUAGGAAGAAUGCAGUUUUGCUGGAUUUUGAUCUUGAACAUGGUUAUGUUCACAUAUAACUACUGAGCGACCAUCCAUAAAAGUAGCCUGCAAAGAGGAUCAAAGGCCAACAAUACUAGCUCUGCUAACAUUAGCUGCAUUCUGUACACCAACUUCAAACAAGUGCUGCUGUAAUCCCUCCUUGAAUGGUGCUCUGUUUUGAUGGUUUGAUGGGACUAAAUGCAGUUAUGAUUUGUGUUUCAUUGGAUGUCAAAUUAUUUGUCUAGCAACAUUAAUGAAGGUCUUUGAGUUUGGCAAAUCCUCUAGCAUGUCAAUGAGACUGCUCCAAUGUCCAUGGUUGCCCACAUUAUGAAAAUCAGUUCAGAUUUGCAUGUUGCCAGUCUAACUGCCAAAUAUUUUUCCAAGGAUAGUUUCAAGCCAAAUAUUGAGGACCAUUUUGUCAUUUCCCUGUGGGACACACCAAAUUAAUGUUCUCUCAGUUCCCCAGAUCCAUGGUUUAAGACAGCGGUUCUCAGUUAGUCCAGCCUUAGGGCCCACCAGUCUGUCUUAAGACAGAUCAUGAUCCAAAUUUCAAAAAAAUGUUCAACAACACAUUUUUAGUUAAUUGAAUAUGUUGCAGUUUGGAGCAUGAUUGGACUAAAACACCUUAGAUAAUAAAGAAAAGGGAGAAAACUGACAAAUGUUAUACCCUCUGUCCCCAUCAUUAUGUCAUUUUUGCCAAUUUUCCAGAGAACUUGAGAAAUUACUUAAUUGUCAUGGGAAGAGUAGCCAUUUAUUGAAAGAAAAGGAGAUAAAUUAGUUGAAAUGUUGACCAAACAUUUAAAUUUACCCAAUUUCACAGUAAACAGGGUAAAAUAAAAGGUAUAGAUGCAUGUCCAAAAAGGACCUCUGCCGCCAUUUUUUUUUUUUUCCAGACACCUAGUCGCAACCCACUGAAAACUGAGAACCACUGGUUUAAGAAAUAUAUUUGGUUUCCAUGAUGAUUCCAGGUAAAUUGUUUCCACACUUAGAGGGGUCUUGAUGUAUUUUUGAUAGGGUCCCUCUGAACAUGUGUCCAAAACAGGCAAGAGCCUGGUGACACCCCCCGAAUGCCACAGCCAAUGCAACAGUUUCUGUUUACAUUUGGACUGCAGCAAGCAGGACUUAAAUGGGGAAAUAAAGUUUGCUUUUAGUAAUGAACUCAGUAUGAAUUCAUCACUUCUUCUCAUUGUCCAGACCAUCCCAGUCAAGAUGUCUUUCAGAUAACGUCCAUCAGUAGUUGCAGACAAAAUGUUAUCAUGUAAGUUGAACUAGAACAUUUUCCCUGGUGACUCUAGAGCUUUACUAAGCGGAACUUGACCAAUUCGCUCCCCGUUGCCCACCCAUUGUUGUUAAGAGGUAGAUGAAUCUGUUGGUUCACACGGAAUGUACUCAAGAAUCUGAAUGUAAUCAUCAUGUUUUCCCCAUUUCUGCUUGCCCAAAGAUUGUGGAGCUUUUUUGGUGCUUUAAAAAGGUAGACUUGCUUAGUCAUACGGUUUACGGGAUGUGACCGAUUAUGGCUUUUUAAGGCAGUCCGGGUAGCGCCUACUUUACCAUCCUAAAGCAGCCAGUAGCACCGGCCAUGAGAAGGGAGAGAGCUUCCAAGCCUGCCAACACGGUGGCAUCACACGGCCACUGACAACACAGCCAGGGAAGAGCAAGGGAUGGGCUUGAAAAUAGCGAAAAGUUUCAGACAAGAAGCCAGUUCUAGUCUGGGAGGUACUGUAUCAGCUGAGCAUCUCUACCUCACAUCCAUCCAUCCCUGCUCCCCCCUGUCGUUUCAUUUACUCGUUCUACUGGAUGCUCUCCCCCCUGUCUUUUACAAGUCUUUCACUGUUUUGUUUUUUGUCUGAAAUGUUCUCUAUGUAAGGGGUUCCCAAACUAAUGGGUGGUUAUGGGUAGCUUUGGGGUUUGUGUUUGAUUUUUUUAUACUAAGACUCCUUCUACCACUAAGCCCCGUGUGUGGGGAAUAAUCUCUGUCUUUCUCUGACUAUCUUCGCUUGCCUCAUAAUGGUUUGAAGCGUGUCCGUUUCUUGGAGUCUCGACCUUGUGUCCUUGUGUAACUUGAGUGUUUUGUCUUUGUCUCGUGUUUGAGUCGGACACUGCUGACGCUUGCAGGUUGGUUAAGACCGGAUGGGAGGGGUGGGACAGCGGCCUGGUGGAUGGUUAGUCCUUGAGUGCAGUCGGAGGGGAAGGUUCCCAAGCUUCCCCUUCAAGGACUCUCACCAAGUGUGCUCUGUUUCCUCUCUCCUAGCCUGGGAAUUUCAAUAAAACGCAGCCCGACUCUUCCUCUAACUUUAUCUAUCGCUUUUUGUCUUGGUGGGUUUUAGGCCUUGUUUCCAGGUCUUGCCCUAACCCCGGUAUACUCCCAGCUUUUUAACAGAUAAUCCAUCUUUCCCCAACCCUCUUCCUCGUCCAUGCUCUAUCUAAUCAACUCCUUGGUAACACACACAAAAAAUUGAAUGUUUACAUCACUCGAUUCUCCUUUGACUUUAUUAGGAACGCACACUAAGUACAAAGGCGCCUUAUUCAGUGUUUUAAAAGAAUAAAACAGCAAGCGAAGUGGCCAAGAGGGGCUAUGCCCCUUCUUCAGGCUCGCUGAUGUCCAAAAUUAACUAAAACAAUUUAGUGCUAUACAUACUGGUUGAGAAACAAGGUGUCAAAUAAAAAUAAAUGGAAAAAUGCAUAGAAAUUUAAUCAAAACUAAUCGUGAACAACUGAAUGAGUAUUUGUGCUUAGUAUGUAUACUACUAAAAAGUGAGAGAAUGUGCUGGUUUACAUAUUAAAAAAGAAUAUAUUAUAAUAUAUGAAUAUAAAAUGUGUAUAUAGCACUAUGCCUCGUUGUAAACAUAAAUUGUAUUGUGUGUUUUUUUGUUUUUUUUUAAAGGUGGCGGGUCAUAGUUGAUUGCUAAUCAGACAGGAGAUGGUCAGGUCAGUUUUGUUCUGAUGAGUUCAUGUUCGUUCAGCGCAGGGAGGAAAUUAAGGGACAAAAUUGAGUUGAAAUGACUUACACAAAGUCCAACACUGUUGUAAAAGAAAGACAAAAAAGAUCCAAGUAUCCCUUUAGACUACCACACUAGAAGGUUCUAUUUCUUUGCUGUUUAUGAAAUAUUUUUCAAUAGAUUUUUUUUCUGUUUUCUUAAAAGCAAUUUAAAAUGCAAUACAUAAUAAUCUUAUCUUUAAACAGCCUUUCCGAAAAAAAUAAACUGAGGUAAUAAUGUACAGUAUGUGGUGGAUGGUUGAACUACGACACGGGCAAAUCUUUGAGCUGCGGAUCCAAUAUGCUACUGAACUGUAUGUAGACUGCUGUUAAACUCACAAACACAGAAAAAGAAAAAAACUAUAGAGAAAAUGUGGUCAGCUGUGUCGUAAACACAUAUACAGAAGAAAUGGUACUAAUAUACUCUUGCACAAAUAAUGUCCCAAGUAGUGAAAUAUCUUUAAAAUCUUUUCUUCUCAUUGAAAGGACUACUAUGUUAUUACCACAUUUUGAUGGUGCACAGGUUCUGAAUUGCAUUGGACACUUCACUUGUAUCACGGUAACAGCUAAUAACUAUACAUCUACAACUGGUAAAGGAAGCUGGAGAUGAGAAAAGAGAAGUUUGUCGCUGGUUUGACCCAGUUAAAGUUUCAGACUAGUUGAUACAGAUUAAGUAGACACUGUAGAAAUCCCAAUUUCACUGCAGCACUGAAAGGAAGCAACGGACUGAAACAAGUGGGAUCAAAUGCAAGUUACAGAAUGAAGUAAUGGUCCGAAUAUGGUCACUGAAAUUUUAAGGAGUUCUGAAUUUGAAAAACCCUGCAGAUGCAUCAGGCUGCUACUGCUUUUGUUUGCAAGUACAAAUGGCCAAAUUGUGAGUUACUUGAACAAAUUAACAGGGUUUGAGAAGUGAAAAAGGGGGCUAAGGUGUAAAAAUGGCUAAUGCACAAAUGUUUAAGUGAAUGGUCAACAAGGUGGGGCUACAAAGAGAGCAAGUUUCAAUCAAAUGUUGGGCUGGAGUAACAGCGUAUCCUAAGAAGCGUCAACAUCAAAAUCAGCUUGAUGCCUAUUUUAGUAUCCUGUGAGUGAAGCAAUGUUUCUCACUCAACGCCCCAUUCUCAUUUUCCAUCUCUGUUGCUUGCACUGAGAUGGGCAAAGAACAAGGAAACAGAGAGAUGACAAGGCAUCGGGAUUGUCAGACAGGAAGAUUUCCUCAAUUUUCUUUCGCUUUCCUUACUCAACAGAGCUUGUCAGCUCGCUGUUCGAAGGCUAACCAUACCUGUGUUUAGAAUGUUUUAGCUCUGGCUUAUGUCAGCACAGGGGCAAAACUCUUUGGCUUUCAGCUGGCAAAGGCUCAAGCACCACUCUUGUUUUCUGCAUUCGAAAUGAAUUCACUAGACAGAUAAUUAAAUGUUUCACAAAUUUAGUUCAGUGCCACGCCAUGUGACACAGUGCGACACAAUGUGGCAUCAAACAAUGCAACCGGAUGCAAUGUAAUGCAGUGCAGUGUCUGGUGUUGUUAGGACUCUGUAAGCAGAACAAACAGACCUUGAGGGGCCACUAUUGUUGUUCUGAUCCGUCUUCUCACACAUGGCCUAUAACUGGGAACAUAAUAUGCAUGAAAAACUUGGUUUUAAGAUGAACUGCAUAUCUGCAAUUUAAAUGAUGAUGGAACCUGUGCCAUUUUCUAAAGUUUGCACUUUAGAACCCUUUUGCAAAGCUUAACACCAUUGUCUUAUAAACAAACAGCCAAAAUGAAACAAAAGUGACCAAUUUCAGCUGAAUUCGUUAUGAAAACAUGGCCGAAAAGGUACAGGGUGGGAGUUGGAUUUGGCCCUAAACUCCACGUGAAAGUGCAGCUGAUUUUGCUUCCCUACAGAUGAAUCAGUCAUUGGAAUAUUCUAGAGAGUGCAGCACAUUUUGGGAAUUCUGCAGUUGCUAUUGCUGUGCCUGUGAGGGUACCUUCAUUGUUUGGAGGUGAAUGACAUCCAAACCCCAUUUUUCAUCAUGGCAAGCCUUAAAACUCAAUCGGGGAGAAAACGAAGCUACCACGAGCUUUUGUUAUAACUGUUUCAACUCCUUUCCAAUCCAAUGUGGUUUUAUUAUUAAAUAAUUACUGACGUAAUUAAAACUUUUUCAAUAGCCAUAUUAUAAAAAGGUAUAUACAUAUAUAUGAAUAUAUAUUUGUGUGUUUGUGUAGAUAUCUAGAUGAUUAUAUACUUUCUUAUAGAAAACUUUGAUGUUGACCAUUCUCCUCAGUGUUUUGAGAACACGUUGACACAUUUCAGCAUAAUAAUACCGCUGUCCACUUGGUCUAGGUCCUAGGUCGAGGGACAACGAAUCCAAAUAAAAUAAAAAAAGUAAAAAAACAAAAAAAAUAACUUCCAAAGGGAAUAACCCCUGUCAGAAUGCAAUACCUUCUUUCCACUCUUCAUUUCAGAAAAAUGGAAAAUGGCAAGAAAACCAUAAAACUUGAUAGGCAAGUUGACCAAAAAAUAAAACCCUAAACAAUAAAGUGGCUCAUGAAGAAAUGUGGUUUUCAGCAGCCACGUCAUAUUCAGUUUUAUAGAUGUUGUGUUUCCAGUAUCAUGGCCCACUAAAAACACAUCUUUGUUUUUUUUUCUUUAUGUCACUUCCUGUUUCUUUGGUUCAGAAAACAAUGUAUCUGUCAGCUAAAGCCACACCAUGAGUUUAGCCCCUACCAGGACACGAGUGCUUGCAAUACCAGUUCUGAUUACAAGUCCCACUUCCUGUUUGAUCUGCAAAAUGGUUGUGUCACAUUUCAACAUCAACGGCUGUAAAAUACACAGAAACUUAUGGGUAAUCUGUUUAACUUGAUGGCAACAGUGAUGUCAAAUAGGCACUUAGUGGGGACUGCAAACUAUCAAAAUCUGCUUAAUGUGAGUGGGUGUUUUUUUGGUGGAAGAAAAUAUUUUGACAUAAAGGGCAUACAUUGUUUUUGUUGUUUUCAUUACUAUUGAUUUUAUUGUCUAUUUACAUCUAAUGACUAUCAAAUUCACAAUGAUUUUUCUUUUUUUAACUUAGUUUUUGGUAAAACAAAAAGGUAAAUACUGCUAGUGAGAUUUUAUAUUUUUACAUAUGUUGGUUUUAUUUUGCGUUUCUUCUUUUUUUUAUUUAUACGCCACUUAGUUUGGAUGUCUUUAAAUGGUGUUAUUUUCUCCGUUUUGUGUGAUUUCAUAUGUCUUGAGAAUGGAGACAAAGGCAUUUCAGUAUUUUUGAAUUGUUAAAAUCUAGUUUCAUAGAAGCGGAAGUAUCUGAUGUUAUAAAUUAUAUUUUAAUUCAUGUAAAUAGUUUAAAA
Cheilinus undulatus (humphead wrasse) is the source of this 10979-nucleotide messenger RNA. RefSeq names its product peroxisome proliferator-activated receptor gamma, coactivator 1 beta (gene ppargc1b). Lineage: Eukaryota; Metazoa; Chordata; Actinopteri; Labriformes; Labridae. Gene Ontology annotation, molecular function: transcription factor binding; nucleic acid binding. The coding region runs from base 1 to 2829 and encodes 942 amino acids. The transcript is spliced from 12 exons. Gene Ontology annotation, biological process: positive regulation of transcription by RNA polymerase II. Gene Ontology annotation, cellular component: nucleus. The record is from RefSeq and is a predicted model, not a curated record.